UCACCCUGUAGUUUGUGCAAACUGUAAACAAAACAAGAAUUGAGAUUUUACAUAUCUUAUUGCAAUAGCCCAAGUGAUUGAGACUCCAGAGGGAAUUCAGUAACCGAAAGCUGAAACAUUCCUUAUUUUAAACAUGGGAGAGACGGAGGAUUCCAAUAAACAUGAAGACAAAGGUGAAGUUGAAAAGAAGGAUAAGAAAGAAAAGGAAGAGAAACACGGCCAUGAUGAUGUAAAAGAAGAUAAGGGAGAGGACAAAAAGAAGGACAAGGACAAGAAAAAGAAAGACAAGGAUGGUAAGGAGGGCAAAGAAGGUGGAAAGGAGAAGAAGGAUGAUGAUGCAAAAGAAGAGAAGGGAGAGGAGAAAAAAAAGGAUAAGGAUAAGAAAAAGAAAGACAAGGAUGGUAAGGAGGACAAAGGUGGAAAGGAGAAGAAGAAAAAGAAUCCUGAAGAUGAGAAAGACCCUGCAAAACUGAAGCAAAAGCUUGAAAAGAUUGAUUCCAAAAUGCAGGCACUGGUGGCUAAGAAAGAAGAAAUUUUGAAACUGCUAAAAGAAGUUGAAUAAGGUGCCCCAAAUGCAAGUGAAGCAUCCGGCCCCCCCACCACCUCCUCUUGAGGCUAGUCUAUGUCCCUUAUGUGAAAAGUGCAAAUGCUUCAUUAGGAAUUUUUAGUCUAUAUAUGAUUUUUGUGAAAAUGACAGUGUAUCUUCUGCAUAGGCAGUUGGCAUUUAAUUAAGAAUGCUUGACUAAUUUAUGUCAAUGCAAAAUAAUUUCAUAAA
This is a messenger RNA of Quercus lobata, 775 nucleotides long. RefSeq names its product nucleolar protein 58. Bases 134 to 562 code for a protein of 142 amino acids. The transcript is spliced from 2 exons. The record is from RefSeq and is a predicted model, not a curated record. Lineage: Eukaryota; Viridiplantae; Streptophyta; Magnoliopsida; Fagales; Fagaceae.